CUGCUAGCUGACGUGACAGUCCCAACCAGCCACGAAUAUAAAUAAACUCGAUUGUUAGGAAGUUCUCCUAUUGUUUUAUUAUGAAAUGGCAGCGAUGGGCGAUAAAAAUUCCAACUCUUCCCUCGUGAAACGAGUGAAUAAACUCCUGGAGUCUCGACCGGAAAAUGACAAGGACACACUGGAGGCCUUGAAGGAGCUCUCCACCUUCUUCCCCGAGAACACAUUGAACAACCGUCGCAAUCUCCGCAGUAAAAUAGAGAAACGGAGUCUGGCAAUAAACGAAGAAUUCCUCUCAGCCUUCAGGGAAGUGAAAUCCACCCUGGACGACAUUCACCGCGAUGUCCUUGGGAUGAACAACUCGAUCCAAUCGAUGACGAGUCGUCUGCAAGCCACGAAGACGCAGACGCUGAGCCUCAUAGAUCGAACCACGAAGCUCCAGAACGAGAGUAAGAAGCUGUCGAUGCAGCACGAAGUGGCGACGGCCUUCAUAAGGACGUUCGAGCUCUCGAGGCACGAGAUUUCGAUCCUCCAUGGGCAGACGAGAGAAGAGCCCAUUACCGAGGAGUUCUUCACUGUGAUCAAUCGUCUCCAGACGAUCCACAGCAGCUGCAGGAUCCUCAUGCAGUCUGGGUAUCAGACCCUUGGGUUAGACGUCAUGCAGAGGAUGACGUUGCUGCAGGAAGCUGCGUUGGAGAGAUUGUACAGAUGGACGCAAAACCAGUGCAGGCAUAUUGAGCACGAUCAUUUCGCUCCUCUGUUGAUAAAGGGGAUGUGCAAGCUGCAGGACAGACCUGUGUUGUUUAAAUAUAUUAUCGAUGAGUAUUGCACUGCCAGGAGGGCUGUUAUUGUUGGGGCUUUCAUUGAUGCAUUGACACUGGGGAGCAAGACCGGGGGGACGCCUAAUCCUAUUGAGAUGAGGGCUGAUGAUCCUACGAGAUACGUGGGGGAUAUGCUGGCCUGGCUGCACCAGGCAAUUCCAGUUGAAAAGGAGAAUAUUUUGACACUCUUGAAGGCAUGUGACAAAACAGAUGUCUCAGACCAGGUGAAACACGCCCUGGGAAACAUCACAGAGGGCCUCUGCCACCCCCUGAAAUCCAGAAUAGAACAUCUACUCGACGUAGAGGCACCUGCCACUGUACUAUACUCAGUGAUGUCACUCAUUCGAUAUUACCUCGCCAUUCUAUCUGAUAUCAUACCCGAAAGUGUCUUGGUGAACACGUUGAGUGAACUUCUGGAGCUCAGUGAGAAGAGUUUCAAUGCCAGGCUGCAGAAGGAGACUCGCACAGCACUGGGAGAUCGUGCUGAACCGCCUGGGCAGGAUCUCGUCCCUGCUGCAUCUGUUUCUAGGCUUCUGGGGCUUUUGAGCGAUGUUUUGUCAGUUGCGUUGAUUGUCACUGGAGACGACAGGGAGAAGGACAUUCAGAGGAUUGUCUCUUGUAUAAUUGAUCCACUACUCCAAGAAGUCGAUGAGACUGCAACAAGGCUUCCAGCAGUGGACAUGGCGGUCUACCUAUUGAAUUGCCUCCAUCAAAUCCAUUCAACCUUAUCCCUCUACGAAUACAUGGAUCAGAGGCUGGAGAGGCUCCAGGCCCAAUCGGAUGCUCAAAUAGACACCCUCACGUCUGAAUUAGCGAGUUCUCUUGUGGCUAAUCUCAAUCUGGGGCCGAUCUACACUAUUCUCCAGGGCAGGGAGCACGGCCCCCUCUCCGCAAUCCCCGGGAUGGAUCCAGUUAGUGUGAAGGAGUUCACUAAUAAAUUGGAGUCUUUUCUUCUGAUGUCUGAUGCCUUCCUCCUUCCGCAGAUAAGUCUCCUUCAGAAUAGCAAUCAUCGUUCGACAGCGUUGAAGAGAUCAUUUCAAGUUAUUGGGGCGAUUUAUAAACAACUUUAUGAUGCCUGUCAUGAUUCGAAGAAUCAGUAUCAAAAUCCUGCUGGGUUGUUCGUGAGAACACCUGAGGAUCUGCUCGACAAACUUGUAUCCCAAUAAAGUAUUCGAUCAACAUUUUUUAUA
Diachasma alloeum is the source of this 2008-nucleotide messenger RNA. RefSeq names its product conserved oligomeric Golgi complex subunit 6 (gene Cog6). The transcript has 6 exons. Gene Ontology annotation, biological process: intra-Golgi vesicle-mediated transport. The record is from RefSeq and is a predicted model, not a curated record. Gene Ontology annotation, cellular component: COG complex. The coding region runs from base 86 to 1984 and encodes 632 amino acids. Lineage: Eukaryota; Metazoa; Arthropoda; Insecta; Hymenoptera; Braconidae.